Molecule: messenger RNA, 1925 nt
Organism: Eleginops maclovinus (Patagonian blennie)
Lineage: Eukaryota; Metazoa; Chordata; Actinopteri; Perciformes; Eleginopidae
Product: claudin-3-like
Exons: 2
Coding region: 78-1217 (379 amino acids)
Biological process (GO): bicellular tight junction assembly; cell adhesion
Cellular component (GO): bicellular tight junction; plasma membrane
Molecular function (GO): structural molecule activity
Source: RefSeq, a predicted model, not a curated record
AGAAAAGUCACUUUAUCCAGCUCUGAAAUACUGACAUAGAGAAGACUUCUGCUCACUUUGACUCAAAGAUUUCCGACAUGCCUUCAGUGGGACUGGAGAUACUUGGAGUGGGUCUAGCUUUCCUGGGAUGGAUCUCAGCCAUUGUGUCCUGCGCCUUGCCCAUGUGGAGAGUGUCAGCUUUCAUCGGGGUGAACAUUGUCACAGCGCAGACCACUUGGGAAGGCAUCUGGAUGAACUGUGUGGUCCAGAGCACGGGUCAGAUGCAAUGCAAAAUCCACGACUCAAUGCUGGCUUUAUCCGCAGACCUUCAGGCCGCCCGCGCUCUUACCAUCAUCUCCAUUGUGCUGGGCAUUGUGGGAAUCAUGGUGGCCAUUAUGGGGGCAAAAUGCACCAACUGUGUGGAUGAGGAGUCGGCCAAGGCUCGGGUGAUGAUAGCCGCCGGGGUAGCCUUCCUCCUGGCCUCUCUGACCCAGCUGAUCCCUGUGUCGUGGUCAGCCCAUUCUAUCAUCAUCGAGUUCUACAGUCCAAUCAUACCUGAGGCACAGAAGAGGGAGAUAGGGGGGGCUCUUAUGUCUAUUGGGCUGGAGUUGAUAGGCAUCUCCCUUUGCAUUUUGGGAUGGAUUAUUGCCAUUUUAGCGUGCGCCCUGCCUAUGUGGAGGGUGACGGCCUUCAUCGGCAGCAACAUCGUGACGGCUCAGAUCAUCUGGGAGGGCCUGUGGAUGACCUGCGUGGUCCAGAGCACGGGCCAGAUGCAGUGUAAGGUCUACGACUCCAUGCUCGCCCUCUCCCAAGACCUCCAAGCGGCCCGCGCCCUCACAGUCAUCUCCAUCCUGUUAGCCAUCCUUGCGGUGCUCAUCGGCAUCGCCGGGGCCAAGUGCACCAACUGCAUCGACGACGAGGCAUCCAAGGCCAAGGUGAUGAUCGUCUCCGGGGUGUUCUUCAUCGUUUCAGGGGUCAUGCAGCUCAUUCCUGUCUCCUGGACGGCUAACACCAUAAUCAGAGACUUCUACAACCCUUUACUCACCGACGCUCAGCGGAGGGAGCUGGGGGCCGCGCUGUACAUCGGCUGGGCGGCCGCUGCCCUCCUGAUUCUAGGAGGAGGAUUGCUCUGCUGCUCGUGUCCUCCUCGUGAAACCAGAUACAACCCUUCAAGAAUGGCUUACUCUGCCCCUAGGUCCGCAGGUGGCCCAGGGUUAGAAAGGAAAGACUAUGUCUGAAUGGAGAAAGGAAAAGGAAGAGACAUCAUUAAAUCACAAACCUGCUCUGCUCACCAAACUGAUGGUGUACUGAGGAAAAGAGCUGAAGAAACAAGGAGACUCUGUGAUGAAGGAUGUGUUUGAUUUUGCCUUUAAUGUUAAGUAUCUCUGAUUAGACACUUUGUUUUUCAGAGACUGAAAAAGCAUGCGAAAGACAUUGGAGUGAAAAUCUCCUUAUUUUGAAGAAAAAAAGCUUUCUACGUCUUUUUUAAGGUGAACACGCUAAAAGUUAUUGUUACAAUCAGAAUGCAAUUCUAUACUUUUUAUACAGUUCUGGCACCUAAAUGUUUACUACUGAUUUUUUUUAAUAAAAAACGCCAUCAUGGUUAAGCUUUAUAUCGAGGCACUGCUGACUACAUUAUGAAAGACUUGGGUGUGUUCAAUUUGACGAGGGUUAUCAACUAUAUGAUAUUCUGUAAAUACUGUAGUAAGAGUAGGAUUAAUCACCUGUAAAUGAGAUCACAGAUGAUAACUUGCAGCUUUUAGUGCAGUGUUGUAAGGUUGGGGAAGGGUAGGCAUGGUAUGGAGGGGAGUGGGUUUGACAAAGUGUGCAGAGAAGGAGUCAUAAGCUCCUUGCUUCAUCCAUGACAGGAAUAAUACCUGCCUGAUAUACAAAACUGAAGUGUAUGUAUCAUUCUUUUUAGUUUUUUUUAAUAAACACAAUUUUUU